AAGGUGUUUAGUUUCAUUCUUCCCUUCCCUCCCUUCUUGUGAUCACUAUAUCAGCCUUUGCAUAACACCUCCUGCUGCAGAGAGGUGCUGGUCAGACCAGUUUUCAGGCAGUGUUUGUGCAUGAAUGAAUGUACUUAGGGAAGUCCUAAAUAGCCACAGGUUAAAACUCAAGAAUCUGGUUUUUGUUUUGAGAGAGGGGUCGCAGACACCUUGUUUUAUGUGACAGAUGUUAUAGCAGAAAUGUGGGCUUGAUUUUAACACAACUCACGGGAACUAAACAGGAUUUCGAAUGUGUUUGAUCUUGUCACUGCAAGGAUAAGACAGCUCAGCACAGCUGUGAGACUUCAGUAUCUGGACCAUGUUCUCCUCCGCUGUCCCAUACAAAAACCAGCACUACGCUGAACUGAAGAAGAACUGCAUCAACGACAAAACGCUGUUUGAGGAUCCAGAAUUUCCAGCCACCAAUGCAUCAAUAUAUUUUAGGAAACCACCUGCUGGUUUUGUGGAGUGGAAGCGACCAGGGGAGAUCAGCGAUGAUCCCCAUCUGUUUGUGGAAGGCAUCAGCUCCCAUGACCUGAACCAGGGAGUUGUGGGGAACUGCUGGUUCGUUGCUGCCUGCUCCUGUCUGGCUUUGAAGCCACACCUCUGGAAGAAGGUAAUUCCUGACUGGAAGGAGCAGGAAUGGGAUCCCAAGCACCCAGAAAACUAUGCAGGAAUCUUCCACUUCCAGUUCUGGGUGUUUGGAGAAUGGGUGGAUGUGGUGGUGGACGACCGGCUGCCUACGAUCAACGGAGAACUCAUCUACUGUCACUCAAAAACCAACAAUGAAUUCUGGAGCGCUCUACUGGAGAAGGCUUAUGCCAAGCUCUCUGGCUGCUAUGAGUCACUUGAGGGGGGAAACACAGGAGAUGCUGUGGUGGAUUUCAGUGGAGCGGUGGCCGAAGCCAUCAACCUGGAGGCAGAGGCCUACUACAAAGACCAGAAAAAACAAGACCAGCUGUUUGAGGAUCUACUGAAGGUCUACGACCGUGGAGGAAUCAUAAGCUGCUCCAUUAAGGCACAGCCUCAUGAAAUUGAGGCCAAGAUGGCAAAUGGGCUAGUGAAAGGCCAUGCAUAUUCAGUUACUGCGGUGAAGAAGGUGCGCCUGGGUCAUGGGCUGCUGGCCUACUUCAAGAACGAAACCAUCCCUCUGAUCCGCAUGAGGAACCCCUGGGGCAAGAUUGAGUGGAAAGGAGCCUGGAGUGAUAGCUCUGAGGAAUGGUCACAGGUUGGUGAUAUGGAGAGGGGAAACCUUGGCAUCACAGUGGAGGAUGAUGGAGAGUUCUGGAUGUCAUUUACAGACUGGUGCAAGUACUUCACAGAUGCAGAUGUUUGCCGUCUCAUCAAUACUUCCCUGAUCAGUAUCCAUAAGACAUGGAACGAGGUUGUGCACUUUGGGAGCUGGACCAAAAACGCAGAGCCGCUGUUAAACCGCUGCGGCGGCUGUGCUAACCACAAGCAGACAUUCCUGCAGAACCCACAGUAUUUGUUUGAUGUUACCAAGGAGGAGGAUGAAGUUCUAGUCUCUUUGCAACAAAGAGACAUGAAGAUCCACAGAAGAAUUGGUCAAGGAGAAAAUCUGACCAUCGGGUUCAGUCUCUUUAAGGUGGAACUGAACAGGAAGUAUCGAAUGCAUGACAUCCUGACACAACCAUGCGUGGCGACGUCCACCUACAUCAACGCUCGGACAGUGUUUUUGAGAAGCAUGCUGCCAAAGAGCCGCUACGUCAUCAUCCCCACCACCUUCAAGCCUCUCACACUGGGGGAUUACAUGAUUCGAGUUUUUACUGAUGUGGACUCAGGGUGCAGGGAGCUGGUAGAGGAUAAGCCAAAAGUACGAUGCUGGAGUUCAUUUCUGGGAUACCCACAGGCUGUGACUCACGUCUACGUCCACGGAGCAGAGGGGCUGCAGAACCAGGACAGCACCGGAGGUGCAGACCCCUACGUGAUCAUAUCCUGUGAGGGUAAAUCAGUGCAGUCCACCAUCAAGAAGGACACCCUGCAACCAGAAUUUGCAACCAGUGGCAUCUUCUACAGGAAGAAGCCCAGAAAGCCCCUAACUGUGGAGGUGUGGAACAGCAACGCGGUGAAGGACGAGUUUAUGGGCCAAGUGGUGCUGUCUGGGUCGGUGAAGGACACCACCGAACCUCAAAAGCUUCAGCUGAGGAAGCAAGGUCGGCAGAUGGCCGACGAGAUGCCCGGUUACAUCAGCCUGAGGAUCAUCACUUCGACUCAGCUGACCGCCAUGUGACCUUGUCUGUGACCCCGGAAGUGAGCGCUGAAUCGUGUUCAGUGCCAAACUAUGUGGAGUACAAUCUUGUGAGACUUAACUUGACGCGUGCCAUCAUGAGUGCACUAAAAUUGACUGUUUACUACCACUGUAUGCCGCAUGUGAUUACACUGAGCUGAAUUUUAGACUUUUAUUCAAAUGUUGAUUACUUUUAAUGUUGAGAGGUGAACAGGGAACUAUUGGACAGACUGAAUGUCACUUCCUGUUAAUGUUUUCAAUUACCCUUGUUAAUUUUUAAGUAAUUUUUUAUAACUUAUAAAACAUUUUUUAUUGGCA
Molecule: messenger RNA, 2605 nt
Organism: Lates calcarifer (barramundi perch)
Lineage: Eukaryota; Metazoa; Chordata; Actinopteri; Centropomidae
Product: calpain-5
Exons: 13
Coding region: 359-2290 (643 amino acids)
Biological process (GO): proteolysis
Cellular component (GO): cytoplasm
Molecular function (GO): calcium-dependent cysteine-type endopeptidase activity
Source: RefSeq, a predicted model, not a curated record